Messenger RNA from Funneliformis mosseae, 165 nucleotides. NCBI's taxonomy places the organism in Eukaryota, Fungi, Glomeromycota, Glomeromycetes, Glomerales, Glomeraceae. The record is from the annotation of a GenBank genome assembly.
GACGGAAUUACUGUUCGUGUUAGAAUAAUUCAGUCUACAUUGAAACCUGGUGAAAGUUACUAUUUCUCAAUUGAUGAUGAUUUUGUAAAGGACAGAAUUAACCAAACGUCUCUCGAUGGUGUUAAAGAAGCUGUUUUUAUUUUAAAACAGGACAAGUUCGAUUGA